UUGUUUCCUCGGAAUAUCUCGAGCCUUCGAGAUCUGUCGGAGCUUCUGGGUUCAUUGCACCGAUGGGAGUAUGGUUUUGUAACAGAGCAGUGGCUGCGUGGCAUGUUAUAAAGCUCCCGGUUCGAAUCCCGCUCUGAACGAGCCAGCAAUCGCAUCAAGAGAACCUAUAGUUCGAACAGUCAAGAAACCAAGUGGGUCGGAAGAUUUCUGGUCGACGAGCACGUUCGAUAUGGACAACAGCACGUUUCCGUCACAAGGGAGCAUUUCAUCAAUCGGCACAUCCAACCAUAACUUUGCUGAUUCUCAAGCUGGUUCCAGAAAUUCAAAUGCUCCUACCGAGUUCGUGAAUCACGGUCUUAGACUCUGGAAUCAAACUCGGGAGCAUUGGGUGGGGAAGAAAAGACCCGAUAACCCGCUGAAUCACAAUCAAGAACCUAAAUUAAAUUGGAACGCAUCGUACGACAGCUUGCUCGGGAGCAACAAGCCAUUUCCGCAAGCCGUCCCUCUCUCUGAGAUGGUGGAUUUCUUGGUGGACAUUUGGGAACAAGAAGGUCUCUAUGACUGAAGUCAUAGACGAGGCGUUUCAAAGGAUACGAGAAUGGCUUCCUGUCGGGUGGCGAAGACAGAACAUAAACCGAAGCUUCGAACAUUGCGCGUCUUUUUUUUUUCUUUUCAUAAUUUCCCUUUUGUUUGUUCAUUAUGAAAAAAAAAAAGACAAUUCUUGUGUUGUGUUCCUCGUUCCACCGUCUUCAAUUGGAAAUAAUCGAGAAAACGGUAUGUCUUGUUGGAAGAUUCAACAUUUUUUUGUUAAUUGGAAUAUGAAUUCCCAGACA
Tarenaya hassleriana is the source of this 833-nucleotide messenger RNA. RefSeq lists its product as uncharacterized. The coding region runs from base 230 to 565 and encodes 111 amino acids. Lineage: Eukaryota; Viridiplantae; Streptophyta; Magnoliopsida; Brassicales; Cleomaceae. The transcript has 5 exons. The record is from RefSeq and is a predicted model, not a curated record.